Mycena indigotica is the source of this 2106-nucleotide messenger RNA. Its product is annotated as Fungal-trans domain-containing protein. The record is from RefSeq and is a predicted model, not a curated record. Gene Ontology annotation, molecular function: zinc ion binding; DNA binding; DNA-binding transcription factor activity, RNA polymerase II-specific. NCBI's taxonomy places the organism in Eukaryota, Fungi, Basidiomycota, Agaricomycetes, Agaricales, Mycenaceae. The coding region runs from base 1 to 2106 and encodes 701 amino acids. The transcript is spliced from 18 exons. Gene Ontology annotation, biological process: regulation of DNA-templated transcription; DNA-templated transcription.
AUGUCCACCAUCGUGUUGAACGAGAAAGAUGGCGGCCCAACGACGAAGCGAAGCUGUGAUGUUUGCAGGAGGCACAAGAUUAAAUGCGACGGCUCGCAGUCCAAAGACGGAGUUUGUUCUCACUGUACACAUUUUGGACUUCAAUGCACCUACCUUGAGCCAGCAAAGCGCCGCGGACCGAAGAAGAAAGAAAGCCGCAUAGAACAAUUGCAACAGCAAAUCGUGGCUCUUGAGGAAAAAUUGCGGCAACUUUCGGUCUGUGCAGUCUGCUCUCAACCCCUUUCUCUUUCGAGCCGCGUGUCGCAAGAUUUGGUACGCUCAGGCGCUGGAGCUGCUCUAAACAGGCAACCAGCGGACUCCUCAAGCUCUUCUUCCGAUAGCGACGAGGAUGAGAUAUUCGUGUCGCAGUUCGGCUGCCUGUCCCUUGGACCCAAUUUCAGCUUUGGUGCGGGUUUCAACUUCGUUCUCGCUGCGAAAGCUGUCACCCCUGACGACACUCCCCCCGGGAAGAAAGUAGUAAAAGAGGCAUUCAAGGACCUAGAUUGCAAUCAAAUCCCACUCUGGGAACAACAACUUUAUGAACGCCGACCACUCUACAUCUUCCCUGAAAGCGACCUGAUGCACGAACUUGUGGGCCUCUACUUUGAAAAUGUCCACCCAACAUUACCCAUCUUACAUCGAAAGUAUUUUGAGUCUGCGCUGUCAGAAGGAUUGCAUCUCACAGAUGAUCACUUCGCUGCUGCUCUUCUUGCAGUUUUAUCAGUGGCCUGCCUGUAUUCAGAUGACCCUCGCAUUUUCCUUGACGGGUACUCGGCCCACUCUUCCGGCUGGAGUUUCAUCAACCAAGUCACUGUUCUCCACAAAGGAUGCGAGGCCAACAUCUGGGACGUCACAUAUUAUCUGCUUCUCACGGUUUAUACUCUGGCCACUUCCAAGGCACAGGACAGCUGGAUAUAUCUUGGCAUCGGGAUACGCUUUCUACAACAACGCGGGGAUCGAAGAGUUAAAAUUGGGUCCGAGGAAGAGAGCAAUACCCUGAAUGAUAUGUGGGGACGUGCGUUUUGGUCCUUCGUGGUGAUGGACCGAAUGCUAUCUGCGCUAUUUGGACGCCCUACUACCAACAUCGGGCUAGAUGUCGAGCUUCUGGCUUUUCCACGCAGACAAGAGGUGCAAACUUACGCAAGCAUCUAUAAUCGUCUGUGCUGUAUUCUCGAUGAUGCGAUGCACAGGGUUUAUGGGAGCAAUACGCGCACACGUGACGACCCAAGCACGCGUGAUCUGCAACGGCAUAUCGUAUCUGAAUUGGAUUCGGACAUGAAUGACUGCUUCAACUCGAUACCCGUGCACUUAUCAUGGAAUUCUGGGGCUUCCAUUGACAAUAGGUCACCUCAAUCCUACGAUCAGGCUUUCAUGUUAUACGUUAUCUAUCACUACGUUCGCAUUGUGAUACAUCGACCAUACAUUGAAAAGAGCAAUAUUCUCGCCGCUCCGUCGCUCUCAAUAGCCGUCAAUGCAGCAAGCUCCAUUAUUCAGGCCGCCGAUGCGUGGAUCAAAGUCCGUCAACGUCUUCUACCCACUCUCGUCGUCUGCCCCGUGUUUAUCGCCGGAACGACCUUGAUAUUGAGUAUGUUUGGGACAAAAACAUCGAAUAUCGUCCCGUCACUCUCAAAAGGCAAGGAGCUGAUCGCCCAAACGAUGUCCAUAUUGGAAUAUGGAGAGUCGCGACGCUCGCCUGAUGGAAGACUCAAGCGGCUCCUAGUAAGGCUACGAUACGUGGGGUGUCCCUGGGCAUACUCGGAUUGUCCUGAACCAACCAGUGGGGGAAGAGCCACUGGUGAAAACAUCAAUUCCACCUCGGAUGCAGACCACUUCUUGUCACAUUCGGACUCCUACGAAUUGCGACCAGGAGUCACCAUUGAGGAAUUACUCUCCGGGAUGGAACCUCCGUCGAUGCUUCCUCCAGUCCCAAAGCCAGACGAGCUCGACCUAUCCUACUGGACGGCUGCCCCCAUCAACUUCUCAAACGUCAUGGAAUGGGAUUCAUUUAUCGAACACAACCUCCCUGUUGACCAUCUUAACAACGAGCCCUUGCUUCCGUGGGAAUAA